This is a messenger RNA of Naumovozyma castellii, 486 nucleotides long. RefSeq names its product iron-binding protein ISU1 (gene ISU1). Bases 1 to 486 code for a protein of 161 amino acids. NCBI's taxonomy places the organism in Eukaryota, Fungi, Ascomycota, Saccharomycetes, Saccharomycetales, Saccharomycetaceae. The record is from RefSeq and is a predicted model, not a curated record. The transcript has a single exon.
AUGCUAUCAAGACUAGCACUUCGUGCAAGAACAACCACUACGACACAAACUCCAACGGGUCUGAUCUCCCCCAUGAUUCAACGCAGACUUUACCAUCCCAAGGUUAUUGAUCACUACACACAUCCAAGGAACGUUGGUUCGCUGGAUAAGAAGGCUCUCAACGUGGGCACGGGACUUGUAGGUGCACCUGCAUGCGGGGACGUUAUGAGAUUGCAAAUACAAGUUAAUGACGAUACGGGUAUCAUUGAAAACGUGAAAUUUAAGACCUUUGGCUGUGGCUCCGCUAUUGCUUCAUCAUCGUACAUGACCGAGAUGGUGAAGGGUAUGUCUGUCAAUGACGCCUUUUUGAUCAAGAAUACACAGAUUGCAAAGGAGUUAUCGUUGCCUCCAGUGAAGUUGCAUUGCUCGAUGUUAGCAGAGGACGCCAUUAAAGCAGCCAUUAACGAUUACAAGUCCAAGAGGACAACAAAGACCGUACUAACUUAG